GGGUAAGAUAUUGCCGAGAAAGUUGAGAGGAAAAAGUGAGAAAGACGAUAGAAAAAGGAAAUAUCAACAGCAAUAAUUUUGGCUACAACAAAAAUACAACGCCACCAACAACAACAGCCAGAGAUUUCUGUUCUUUAAGACCACUUUUUCUAUUUUUUUUGGAUUCUAUCUCUCUCACCCUCUGAAAGGAGUAGCUGUACUUUCUCUGUUACUUUUUAAUGGAGAAUGCUAUCUUGGUUUUCUAGAUCAUACCCAGAUCUCAAUUCUAAUCGAUCGAGCUGAAUAGCAUGCACAUCUUGGGAAAGCUGAAGAAAAGAGAGGGAGAGGAAAAGAGAUUUCCCUCGUUUCGGUUGGACCAUUUUCAAAAUCAAGAAAAAGAUUGACAAACUUAUGAGGCUGAUUAUCUCUUCAAUGGACGUGCGGAGUGCUAGCUCCGGCUUGAAUUUGGUUUAAUAUAUUGCUCGAUCGAGAUUGGUCUGUUCUCUCUAUAAUUGAUGCUGUGUUUUGCUUUGGAUAGUUUUCGACAAGUAUUGGGUUCUCCAACUGCAGAAGGGAGCUUUUAUUUUUCCAUAUUGGGUUCUUAAACAAGAGGGAGGCUUUUUUAAAUUUUCCAACAUAAGUUAUGAUCAAACAGUUACUUAAUAAGCUUCCACGCAAGUCCUCUAAGUCAGCUGAACAUCGUGAAGGAGGGGGAAUCUCUACCUCAUCUUCAAAUGCUUCUACCAGUUCCAGAAGCAGUGAUUCAGCAAGCAAUCUUUAUGCGAACCCAGGCAUUCCAUCUUUCUCAGGAUUUGAUUCGUCAAAUAUAGGAUUAAAUCAUGGCGGUAAGCUUAUGCAAGCUGUGAAUUUAAAGCCGAAUGGGAAUUUGGCAGGUUCCCCGUAUGAGGCUUUGCCUGGUUUUAAAGAUGUUCCGAAUACUGAGAAGCAGAACUUGUUUAUUAGAAAGCUCAACUUAUGCUGUGUUCUGUUUGACUUUUCUGAUCCAACGAAGGACCUUAAAGAAAAGGACAUCAAGCGACAGACAUUGGUUGAACUUGUGGAUUAUGUUGCUUCUGCGAAUGGGAAGUUCUCUGAAACAGUUAUGCAAGAGAUGGUAAAGAUGGUAUCCAUAAAUUUGUUUAGAACUCUCACUUCUCCACCCCGUGAGAAUAAAGUCUUGGAAGCAUUUGAUUUGGAAGAGGAGGAACCAUCAAUGGACCCUGCAUGGCCUCACUUGCAAGGUGUUUAUGAAUUCCUUUUGAGGUUUGUGUCUUCACCUGAGACGGAUGCGAAGUUGGCCAAGCGGUAUGUUGAUCACUCAUUUGUUCUCAGGCUGUUAGAUCUUUUUGAUUCGGAGGACCCCAGAGAGAGAGAUUACUUGAAAACAGUUCUGCACCGUAUUUAUGGGAAAUUUAUGGUUCACCGACCAUUCAUCAGGAAAUCAAUCAACCACAUCUUCUUUCGUUUUAUUUUUGAGACUGAGAAGCAUAAUGGGAUUGCAGAGCUGCUGGAGAUUCUGGGUAGUAUAAUCAAUGGGUUUGCUCUGCCACUGAAAGAAGAGCACAAGCUCUUUCUUGUUCGAGCACUUAUUCCUCUUCAUAAACCAAAAUGCAUACCAAUGUACCACCAGCAAUUAUCUUACUGCAUAACCCAAUUUGUGGAGAAAGACUGCAAGCUUGCUGAUACUAUUAUACGGGGACUACUAAAGUAUUGGCCAAUUACAAAUAGUUCUAAGGAGGUCAUGUUCUUAGGUGAGCUGGAGGAAGUUUUAGAAGCAACUCAGCCUGCUGAGUUCCAGCGCUGUAUGGUACCCUUGUUCCGCCAAGUUGGUCGUUGUUUGAGCAGUUCACAUUUUCAGGUGGCAGAGAGGGCUUUGUUCUUAUGGAACAAUGAUCACAUUGAGAACCUGAUCAGACAGAACUGCAAUAUCAUACUGCCAAUUAUCUUCCCUGCGUUGGAGAAAAAUUCAAGAAGCCACUGGAACCUGGCCGUACAGAACUUGACACUAAAUGUUCGUAAAAUUUUCUCAGAUGCUGACCCUGAGCUUUUUGAGGAGUGCUUGCUCAAGUUUCAGGAAGAUGAGGCACAAGAUAAGGAAGUUAAGUCGAAACGUGAAGCCACUUGGAAACGCUUAGAAGAGAUGGCUUCAAUGAAGGCUUCCGUCAAAGAACCAGUGCUCGUCUCUUCCAAAAAAGUCAAUCGUGCACCUUCUGGCUAGAGGGUUAUUUCUGCAGUCGAUUAUAGUGGUUUGAAACUUAAAUUGGUGAUUGACCCACAAAGUCAAGGAUGCCAUUGCAUGGGGUUACAGAGUUGCUGCAUUUUGGUUUAACACGCCUGGAUUGUAUAUAUUCAAUUGGGAUGGACAAAGCAAGCAAAUGGGUGCUGCAAAUCACGUUGGCAUUGAAGCUUUAGCCUGCAAAGUAGGUGGGAAAGGAUAAGGAUUAGUUCGAAUUUGACUUGUAUAAGCUACAUUUUUGUUUUUGUGAAUUUGAUUCAAUGGAAGUAGGCUCGAUCUUCUGAUUUAUUAUUAUGUAUCAUCAAAACUUUGUGUUGUUUUUUACGAGUGUUCUAUUGCUUGACAUAAUAUUUGUUUAAAGAUGAAGAGUUUUGUAGCCAUUAAUAUGAAUUACAGCAUCCAUCGGUUUCCCCCA
This is a messenger RNA of Juglans regia (Persian walnut), 2630 nucleotides long. RefSeq names its product serine/threonine protein phosphatase 2A 57 kDa regulatory subunit B' theta isoform-like. Gene Ontology annotation, molecular function: protein phosphatase regulator activity. Bases 623 to 2197 code for a protein of 524 amino acids. Gene Ontology annotation, cellular component: protein phosphatase type 2A complex. The record is from RefSeq and is a predicted model, not a curated record. Gene Ontology annotation, biological process: signal transduction. The transcript is spliced from 5 exons. NCBI's taxonomy places the organism in Eukaryota, Viridiplantae, Streptophyta, Magnoliopsida, Fagales, Juglandaceae.